AUGUCCUGCUUCAACCAGUGCCUGCCUUGCCAGCCCUGUGGCCCGACCCCACUGGCCAACAGCUGCAAUGAGCCCUGUGUCAGGCAGUGCCAGGACUCCAACGUCAUCAUCGAGCCCCCUGCUGUGGUGGUGACCCUGCCUGGACCCAUCCUCAGCUCCUUCCCACAGAACACCGCCGUGGGAUCCUCCACCUCCGCUGCUGUUGGCAGCAUCCUCAGCUCUGAGGGAGUGCCCAUCUCAUCCGGGGGCUUUGGCCUCUGUGGUUUGGCCAGCCGCUACUCCAGCAGGAGGUUCUUCCCCUGCUAA
Pterocles gutturalis (yellow-throated sandgrouse) is the source of this 306-nucleotide messenger RNA. RefSeq names its product feather keratin 1-like. Lineage: Eukaryota; Metazoa; Chordata; Aves; Pterocliformes; Pteroclidae. Gene Ontology annotation, cellular component: intermediate filament. The record is from RefSeq and is a predicted model, not a curated record. Gene Ontology annotation, molecular function: structural constituent of cytoskeleton.